Xylaria bambusicola is the source of this 2981-nucleotide messenger RNA. RefSeq names its product P-loop containing nucleoside triphosphate hydrolase protein. Gene Ontology annotation, molecular function: nucleic acid binding; ATP binding. Gene Ontology annotation, cellular component: nucleus. Lineage: Eukaryota; Fungi; Ascomycota; Sordariomycetes; Xylariales; Xylariaceae. The record is from RefSeq and is a predicted model, not a curated record. The coding region runs from base 111 to 2699 and encodes 862 amino acids. The transcript has a single exon.
AUUCAAUGCUCUUGAAACCUCAAUGUAUUUUGGGAACGAGAGAAGCUCCUAGGACUAGGCUUGUCAAGCGCCUAGCAUAACUAUACCUCCAAUAUUGAGAUAACGCUGAGAUGUACUCCCGCUAUAUACCACCACCCAGGGGAACCUCAAAUUCCCUAAAUACGGAGCCACUCGCUGUUACUCCUCAGCCCUCUCAAACCCCCUCCAAACCACAACCGACUGCCUACGCCCGAUAUGUUCCACCACCGAAAUCCAGUCAACCGACGUCGGUUAAUACCACAUCUUCUCAACAUGUCCGGUUUGAUGAGGAUGACACCAACCGGGCAGAUUCACCUGCUAAGAGGGUCAAACUAGUACAGGACAAUACUGCUGCCCAAACUUCAGACCAGGAAAGAUCCAAGUCGAAAAAGAAAAAGCGCAAGUCCAUACAACUGAGUGGCCAAUCUGAUGACACUGACCAUGCUGAAAAUGGUGCUAUUGAAGCAUCGGAAGUGCAAAUCGGAGAGGAGAGAGAUGAAGCCAAUGCUUUAAAUGAUGGAGAAACGCUACACACGCGGGAGGAUGUGACACAGAAAACUAGAGAAUCACCUCCUCCUAUAGAUACAAAGGCCGAUGAAUCUGGAAAGCGAAAAGCCAAGAAGAAAAAGAAGAAAAUCGAGGAUGCGAGCCAAACUCUAGACCAAACCGAAGAUUAUAUUCCCCACCGCUUUCAAGCUAUCUUGAACAAGAAAACAAAGUCUAUACAAAUAGCUACAGAACACCAGCAAGACGAUACUACUAUAGAUGGAGCAGGACUAGUGGCCAGCGACGAGUCAUCCCAGCAGAAGGCACCCGAGGUCGAACUGCAUGGUCUAGAACCCAUUCCUCAACCAGAGCCAGUGGCACUGGACACAAGCACCCCUUCAUAUGAAACGUUACCACCUUGGUUGGCAUCACCAAUCCGAGUUUCUAUGGAUGCAUCUGCGCCAUUCACCAGCUUUGGUUCAACUCCGGAUUUAGGCAUUACCCCUGAAAUUGCUGAACGGUUAGCCUCGAAAGGCUAUAAGCAGGCAUUCGCGAUACAAACGGGAGUCAUACCGCUUCUGCUCCCUCAUCAUUGCAAAACGAGGCAAGGAGAUGUACUAGUAUCUGCUGCUACUGGCUCAGGAAAGACCCUUGCCUACACAUUACCUGUUAUUCGUGAUAUCAGUCAAGGCAGUCGGUAUGUUACCAGGCUACGGGCGUUGAUCGUAGUUCCUACACGCGAAUUGGUGAGACAGGUGCACCAGGUUUGCGAAGAUUGUGCUAGCAUUUUCGCUCUCGAUGGGGCAAAACGGCGCCCCAGGAUUGCGAUGGCUAUGGGAAGCCAGUCGUUUGAGCACGAACAAGCUUCCCUUAUAGAGAGAGAAGAGGUGUAUGACCCUGAAGCAUACCAGCGAAGGCUGAAGCGCUUAGGUCGUUCAAGUGCGUCUGGUCAGGAUAGCGAUCACGAUGAAGACUCUGGCUAUAAUACUGAAGACGAGGAGCGAGAUGCAAUACGAAGAAGAGAAGACAAAAUAAAGACUUUGCCUAAUUACGUCGUCGCAUACAAAUCGAAGGUUGAUAUUCUGAUUUGUACUCCGGGCAGACUAGUCGAACACAUAAAAUUCACACCGGGAUUCUGCUUGGAUUUCGUCCGCUGGCUUGUUGUCGAUGAAGCCGAUAAGCUACUCGGUCAAAACUUCCAGCAGUGGCUAGACAUCGUCGUUCCCAAGCUACAAACUCAGAAUCAAAUGGGCUCUCGGCACCACAAGCAGUCGAAUCUUUGCCGUGUGCGUAAGGUUAUCCUUAGUGCUACAAUGACCCGCGACCUCGACCAAUUGGAAGGUCUCAAGCUUCACCGACCAAAGCUGGUUGUGCUGGAGGGCUCCAAGACCCGGGAUGAUGUCGCAGAUGAUGUUCAUCAGGCGGAGCACGUACUGCCUCGAAUGCUUGGGGAAGCCGCUCUUAAAGUUAGUGAUCCUAAUCUUAAGCCACUAUUUCUUAUAGAUCUGCUUCGAAGUCGUCAUGUCCUUCACACAGUCAACGGUACCGAAGGAGGCAUAUCAGAUGAUGAUGAUACCUCUUCAUCUGGAUCAGACUCGGACUCAGAUGACGAUCUCAAUGGCUCGAAGAAAUCUGUGACCCCUCUCAACAAUUACUCGAAAGCGCAAAACAUGCCUACUGUAUUGAUAUUUACCAAGUCGAAUGAGACAACCCUGCGUCUAUCGCGUUUAUUGGUGCUACUAGCGCCCACGUUUGAUGCCUUAAUUGGUACUCUGACCUCAACUACGCCCUACGCGACCCGCCGUGACACACUGCGGUCCUUCAAUGCUGGGAAACUUCGAAUUCUAGUCGCAUCUGAUCUCGUGGCUCGUGGCAUUGACCUGCCUUCACUUGAUCACGUCAUCAACUAUGAUAUGCCAUCAAGUAUAGCUUCAUAUGUUCACCGCGUUGGGCGUACAGCGCGUGCUGGGAAUGCAGGCAAAGCUUGGACGCUCUUCACAAAUCCAGAGGCAAGAUGGUUCUGGAACGAAAUUGCAAGCGGGAAGGUAAUAGAACGAAGUAAACCUGUCGAGCGAGUCAGAGUUACAGAGGAGAAGGAAGAGGCGUUCGAUGAUAAAGUGACUGCGUAUGAGGCAGCCUUGGAAAAGCUCGGCCAGGAAGCAGGACAGCCGCGUUAUAAUGAUAGAAAGGAGUAGCAACUUGGGCUUGUAUAACAUAGCGUAUGAAAGAGGACAUGCAUGAUCGAACCCCAAAGUAAUAUGUAUAGUCAUUAGACUUCUGGAUCAUUCCUCGAGAGUCCAAUCGUUCCCCUUUCUAGCUCUGUUUUCUGCCUCUUCCUCAUUCUCUCGUCCUUCCUCUAUGAUUAACAUUCUAUGCGCCGAAAGAUGUCCAAAGCUCAUCUCUGGUGGAUGUAUAAGUCGAUCUCGCUAAGUUUUGCGGGGAACCCUCGUAGGUACCUACAGUAGGUAACUAGGCAU